Messenger RNA from Salvelinus sp. IW2-2015, 1427 nucleotides. RefSeq names its product sialoadhesin-like. The record is from RefSeq and is a predicted model, not a curated record. Lineage: Eukaryota; Metazoa; Chordata; Actinopteri; Salmoniformes; Salmonidae.
AUGCUGUGGAGAAUUAUGUGAGUCUGAGUGAUGACCCAGACUACAAAGGACGUGUGACGUACCGUGAGGAUGAAAGAGAAUAGUCACACCGUGACAAUCACAGACCUGAGAGAGAGUGACUCAGCUACAUACAAGUUCAGAUUUACAGAUCAGACUGGAGGAUGGAAAUAUACUGGCAAUCCUGGAGUCACUCUGUCUGUCACAGGUCUUCAGGUGAAGGUGACUGAUGGACAUCAGGAUAAGACACUGACCUGUAGCACCACCUGUACUCUGACUGGUAACCCCACCUACAUCUGGUACAAGAACGGACAACAUCUAGAUGAGAGCACCUCCCCCCAGUACAAAGACCCAGUCUCCAGUAACUAUGAAGACAGUUACUCCUGUGCUGUAAAAGGCCAUGAGGAUCUCAUCUCUCCUGCAGUGUGUGUCCAGGGUCAGGACUGCAAUAGAGUGACUUACACCAAGAAGACAAUCUGUGCCUUGAAGGGGUCAUCAGUGAACAUAUAUUGUACUUAUUUUAGUCUUUAUAAUAUCACAUCAUCACUCUGGUUUAGUCCUAAACAGAGUGACAUCUGGAGAGAUAAGUUGAUCCCUGAGGACCUAACCAKAGACCCAGMGUAUGCAGGUCGUGUGGAYUAUGSWGMAGAGAAUGAGAGAGGUCGCUCCACCCUGAGAAUCACAGAUCUGAGAGAYGAGGACUCAGCUGAGUACAAGUUUAUAUUCAACACACAGACCUCAAGAUGGGGAUACAGUUUKCCUGGAACAACUCUGACUGUCACAGACCUGCUGGUGAAGGUGACUCCUGCCAGAAAGGCAGGGAAGAGGACACUGACGUGUAUCACCACCUGUACUCUGACUGACAACCCCAUCCCCACCUACAUCUGGUACAAGAAUGGACGCAAAGUAAAGGAGGACACUUCCAACCUGUACUUAGACUCCUUUAGUGAUGCAGACAGUUACUCCUGUGCUGUAAAAGACCAUGAGGAUCUCCACUCUCCUGCAGUAUGUCAGAAGUGUUGGAGUGUGACUUACAACCAUCAGAGGAUCUGUGCCUUGAAGGGGUCAACAGUGGACAUAUCCUGCUCUUACACAUAUCCCAGUUAUCAUGAGAUCAAAAAAGCUUUCUGGUUUACUAAAUGGUCUGAUAUGGAUGCUGAAGAUCUAAGCUCAGUAGCAGGAUGUUGUGUUGGAGAUGGAUCCUACGUCUGUGUCAGAGAGGGAGAAUGUCACACUGAGAUGUAGAACCAAAUGUACACUGGACACCAUCACAGUCUACAGUUGGUAUAAGAAUGGACAGCCUAUACCAAACAGCAACACCUCCUCUCCUGUCUAUAGCCUAUUCUCAGUCAGCAGUGAGGAUACAGGCAGAUACUCCUGUGCUGUAGAAGGCCAUGAGGAUCUCCCCUCUGCUGAAGAGAAUCUCACUG